Linepithema humile (Argentine ant) is the source of this 1102-nucleotide messenger RNA. Lineage: Eukaryota; Metazoa; Arthropoda; Insecta; Hymenoptera; Formicidae. The record is from RefSeq and is a predicted model, not a curated record.
AAAGACAAUAUUAAUUAGUACACAUAAUAUGGAAGAGGCUGAUAUACUUGGCGAUAGAAUCGCGAUAGUGCAUGCAGGUCGUCUUAGAUGUUACGGCACUGCAAUGUUUCUGAAGAAACAAUAUGGUCACGGGCACAUAGAAGUUACAUUAUCGACAAAGUCGUGGUGCAUUCCUGGCCAAGUCAUAAGUAAAUUUGAUGCGCAAACUCAACAACUUUCCGUUGACAGUGAAAAAAUUAUUUUAAAUGUACCUUAUAACGAUGAUCUACCACAAUCACUGGAUAAAGUAGUAAGUCAAAAGAAAAACUUGGGAAUUACAGGAAUUAGCGUAUCGUUGAUUACUUUGGAACAAGUAUUUUUGAAGAUAGUAAAGAAAAAGGACAGUGGAACACAUCUUUAUGAAUUAUUUACAUCGCCAUUAGAGAAAAUUACAGGCAGCGCGCUAUUCAUACAAUCAAUAUUGGCAUUAUUCAGGAAAAAAUUUACAUAUACAAAAAAGAAUAUAAGUAAUUUGCUGGUGAUCUUAAUUCUUCCUAUCAUCGCAGUAUCUUUUAAUGGUUUAAGUUUUACUUUGCCAAAGGAUUCUACAGAUAUAAUUCCAUUACAACUUGACAUGUACAGACAUUCAAAAGCUUUCUAUUCUUCGAACGAAGAUACAAUGGGCCAGAAAUACAGAGAUACGAUUAAAUAUUUCGGCGGAAUAUCUGCAGAGCGCACAGCUCCAGAUAUAAAUGUUAUAAAUGCUCUUCUGAAUGUUUCUACGGAGAAUAUUGCGGAAUAUCGCAACAAUUUUAUCGUAUCUGCUGAAUUUAAUGCAACUGGAAAUGAAACAUUGGUUAAUGGAUUGUAUUCUGGUUUAGCAAUCCAUAGUGUGCCGCUAACAGUCAAUCUUUUGAGUAAUUCGUUUAUCAAAGCUUUUGCUGGCGACCAACAUUCGAUUCUUAUAUCUCGACAAGCAUUACCAAACACGCUUGCCUCGACUAGAAUACAAAUGCCAGGAGCGGAAUCGCUUUCGCGCGUUUUGAUAUUCUGUUCGUUCUUCUUCCCUACUGUGGCGCUUUUUGUAGUGCAUCCUUUACAGGAAACUGACAACGAAAGUUAA